AUGACCUCGUUCCUCCAGUCGGCCGGUGGCUCCCCGCUGAAGGCCCGCAAGAUGGACGCGAACUCGAAGGUCCAGGCCAUGGUGCUGGAGGUAUUCUUCGACGUCAGUGUGCAGGCAAAGGGCCUGGCAUUUGAUGGCGGCAUCGUCGGAGUGCUCGCGGAUGCGGACGAGCUUGUCUGCAGGAAGGAGUCCAAGAACGCAGUUCGUUGGAUGUCCGGCUUGAUUUCCAAGAAUGCGGCCAACGUCCCCGAGUGGGCCACAGCAUUCAAUGCUGGGUUGCCGCAGAACGUCGUGGCCGAGUACAUGAGCCCGUCGCACCAGGACAACCCGACUGGUGCGUGGUGCUUCGGGAUGCACACGCAGACCUUCGAGGAGUUCCGCGCCGUGCUGCGCCAACUGAUCGGCGAGGCCAUGGGCGUAAAUGCCGUUGGCCGCCCAGGAGGGUUCUCGCACCAGGGCGGAGCGUCGAAGCUGCUGUUCCGGGAGAACACGAAUUCCACGAACCAUUCCAGGUGGACGUCGUGGCAUUCCGUGCAGAUUCGCCCAGUGGGACUGGUCGCCGACAAGUACGUCGAUGGGCUCCUCGAUCUGGUGCAGGAGUACCCGUUCCUCGUCCCGUCUGGAGCUCUAUGCGCUUGCGCGGUGGAGCGGUUCCGGUCCGUCUUCACGGCCUGCGCCCCGGCGACGGACUUGACCGGAGUGGCCGCGAAGGUGAAGGCGCGCGAGGACAAACUCAUCGCGGAGCACUUCGACGCGGUCACGCUGUCCGUGGAUGCGGGGCAGCGCGGGACGCAGGCAGAGAUGGCGAAAGAGACAACCGCCGCCGGCGUUUUCCAGAUGUCGAUGGCGGGCGGCGUCGCUGAAUCGCCGACGGCGGGGGUGGAGGCGGUUGGCGCUGGCGCGGCGCCGCCGUCAGCGGCCGCGGCGGCGGAAGUGGCGACGGCGGGCGGCGUUGCCGCGUCGAUGGCGAUGACGUUGGCGGCGGUUGGCGCGGGCGCGGAUGCCGUGCCACCGGCGCGUGCGCCCGCGGGCGCCCCGGCGGUCGGUGCCGCUUCAAUGGCCAGCGGCGGAGCCUUGGCGGUCCCGGCGCCGGCGCCCGCGGCCGCGCCGCUGGCCCGCGCCGUCCCGGUGACGGUGGGCGCGUACCUCGAGGCGGCGACGGCGUUCGCAGCGGGGGAAGCGCGGAGCGCAGCGCAGUCUGCGGAGAGGGCGAAAUACCGUGCGUUCAAGGGCAUUCAGCUGGACAUCGCUGCCGCGGUCAAGCGUUUCGUGGAGAUGCCGGGGGUCGGCGCGGAGGCGCUCGCGGGCACCGUGUCUCGCUGGCCGGCGGCGGCUUUCCCGGCCGACAGGCUCGAGUGGGCGCAGCGCCCGACGAUCAUCGAGGGGGACAUGGCAGCCGCGGCGGCGGCGAGGGGCAUGUCGCCGGAGGCGGCCGUUGCGAAGAUCGUGGCGAAGCUUGAUCGCUUCCUCGAAUCAUUGCAGGCAGAUGCGCAGGCGGCCAUGCUGGCGGACGACAUGGCGAAGCUCGACGGGCUGGAGCCCUUGCUCGACGGCCUGGAGGUUCUGCUUGUGCUCGUGCGCGACAGCCCCCCCACGGGCGACCUCCUGCGCGCCCUGGAGCCCAUGGAGAACGCGGAGACAGUGAGCGCCCUCAACCUCGAUGCCCUCGCCGCGGUUGCCGCGGCCGUGCCGCGCCAGGGCGGCGCCGGGAAGUAG
This is a messenger RNA of Prorocentrum cordatum, 1716 nucleotides long. Lineage: Eukaryota; Dinophyceae; Prorocentrales; Prorocentraceae. The record is from the annotation of a GenBank genome assembly.